Molecule: messenger RNA, 3619 nt
Organism: Oncorhynchus masou masou (cherry salmon)
Lineage: Eukaryota; Metazoa; Chordata; Actinopteri; Salmoniformes; Salmonidae
Product: syntaxin-binding protein 1
Exons: 19
Coding region: 110-1897 (595 amino acids)
Biological process (GO): vesicle-mediated transport; neurotransmitter secretion; intracellular protein transport
Cellular component (GO): plasma membrane; secretory granule
Molecular function (GO): syntaxin-1 binding
Source: RefSeq, a predicted model, not a curated record
UGUGAGGUGUGCACAUUCGGUCGAGCAGAGAAACGAGAGGAAUACUGCGAGGGAGAAAGAGGGAGUCAAAGGGAGAGAUUGAGAAUACGGUCAAACACACAAGAGCAUCAUGGCACCCAUAGGACUCAAGGCGGUGGUUGGUGAAAAGAUUAUGAAUGAUGUCAUCAAGAAGGUGAAGAAGAAGGGGGAAUGGAAGGCGCUGAUUGUGGACCAGCUGAGCAUGAGGAUGCUGUCCUCCUGCUGCAAGAUGACAGACAUCAUGUCAGAUGGCAUCACCAUUGUGGAGGACAUAAACAAACGGCGAGAGCCUCUUCCCACCCUGGAGGCCAUUUACCUGAUUACCCCCACGGACAAGUCUGUGCAGACCCUGAUUGGCGAUUUCAAAGACCCCCAUUCAGCCAAAUACAAAGCAGCCCACGUCUUCUUCACUGACUCCUGCCCGGACCCACUGUUCAACGAGUUAGUAAAGAGCCGUGCUUCCAAAUCCAUCAAGACCCUGACUGAGAUCAACAUCGCCUUCCUGCCCUACGAAUCACAGGUGUACUCUUUGGACAACCCGGAUGCCUUCCAGAGUUUCUACAGCCCCCAUAAGACCCAGCUGAAGAACCCAGUGAUGGAGAGGCUGGCAGACCAGCUGGCCACCCUGUGUGCCACCCUGAAGGAGUACCCCGCUGUUAGAUACCGAGGUGAGUACAAAGACAAUGCCACCCUGGCCCAGCUGUUGCAGGACAAACUGGAUGCCUACAAGGCUGAUGACCCCACCAUGGGAGAGGGUCCUGAUAAGGCUCGUUCUCAGCUGAUCAUCCUGGACAGGGCAUUUGACCCCGUCUCCCCCGUCCUGCAUGAGCUCACCUUCCAGGCCAUGGGCUACGACCUGCUGCCCAUCGAAAACGACGUCUACAGAUAUGAUUCCCCUGGGAUGGGAGACACUUCCCAGAAGGAGGUCCUGCUGCAUGAGGAUGAUGACCUGUGGGUGGGGCUCAGACACAAACAUAUCGCUGAGGUGUCCACAGAGGUGACACGCCAACUGAAGGACUUUUCUGCUAGCAAGAGGAUGAACACUGCUGGAGAGAAGACCACCAUGAGGGACCUCUCUCAGAUGCUGAAGAAGAUGCCCCAGUACCAGAAGGAGCUGAGCAAGUACUCCACUCACCUGCAGCUGGCUGAGGACUGCAUGAAGCACUACCAGGGCACAGUGGACAAGUUGUGUCGUGUGGAGCAGGACCUGGCCAUGGGUACAGACGCUGAGGGGGAGAAGAUCAAGGACCCCAUGAGGGCCAUCGUGCCUAUCCUGCUGGAUGCCAAUGUCACCACGCAUGACAAGAUCCGCAUCAUCCUCCUUUACAUCUUCCUCAAGAACGGCAUCACGGAGGAGAAUCUGAACAAGCUCAUCCAGCAUGCUCAGAUCCCACCUGAGGACAGUGAGAUCAUCACCAACAUGGCCCACCUGGGUGUGCCCAUCAUCACAGAUUCCACCCUUCGCAGAGGAAAGAAGCUGGACAGGAAGGAACGUGUGAGUGCGCAGACCUAUCAGCUGUCUCGCUGGACACCACUGGUCAAGGACAUCAUGGAGGAUGUUAUUGAAGAUAAGCUGGACACCAAGCACUACCCCUACAUCUCUACCCGCUCCUCUGCCUCCUUCAGCAGCACUGCAGUCAGUGCCCGUUAUGGUCACUGGCACAAGAAUAAGACCCCAGGCGAGUACCGCACCGGGCCACGCGUCAUGGUCUUCAUCAUCGGAGGCGCGUCCUUCAGCGAGAUGCGCUCUGCCUACGAGGUCACGCAGGCCAACGGGAAGUGGGAGGCUAUCAUUGGAUCAACCCACGUCUUCACCCCCACCGCCCUCCUGGAACAGCUCAAGACCAUGAACAAACCAGAUGAGGAACCAGCAAGCUAAAACCACCCAGCCCCAUCUAUCUAUCUCCUUUCCUCUACCCUACACAUCCUCCCAGUCAUCCUCCCAGUCAUCCUUCAUGAAUUGUGGAAACAUCUCAUCUUGCACGAGAAGAAUAAGAAUAUAAAACAAUGAUAGCAUUGGUGAAAAAAUAUAUGUUGAAACAGAAAUAAAAUCAUGUUGCAAGUAUUCUCAUGUUUUACAAUGGAUGCAAAUAACAGAACUUAUUUAAAACAUGUUUAAAUAUCAACUAAGGUCAUUUGAAACUGAAAGUACCAAAUGUAAUAUUGUAUGCUAUGAAACCUGCUAGAAUGUGUAAAACGUAGAGGUUCUCUCUGUUUGUUCCCUCAGUUUAUCUUAUUGGUGUGAUUUUUACUGGCAGUGGGUGGAGGAGGGAUGCCUUACUGGAGUUGGUUGGCACUAGGAAAGUCAAUGCAGUAAGAUCAUAUCACUCAACAUGCAAUAUAACUCAUCCCUGUCCUAUUAGGGGGAAGAAUCCUAGCUGGUCAAGACAUUUGUAUCAGUAGCAUACAGGGAUGGAACCUAAGGAUUUUGGGCACUGACCAGCCAGGCUAGAAGACUGCAAUUUUUACUAGUCCAAAAUCUGUGCCAUGCGAUAUUUGAAAAUACAACAUUUCACUAGCCGUUGGACUAGUUGGGCACAUUUUCUACUAGCCCGGUCUGAAAAGUACUAGCCAUAGGCUAGCAGGCUAGCUUAAUUUCCAUCCCUGGUAGCAUGCCUGAACAUUGUGUGGACUGUUACUGUAUAUGCUUUAGUAUGGAAAUACUGAGAACAAGCAACCCAAGAGAUCCUUCAGUGCUAUCUGUGAGGUAGACAGUAACAAACAGCCAACCUGACCCUAGGUCUGAGGAUAGAGAAAAACGGGACUCUGUAAAUAGCUACAGAAUGGUAGAAGCAUCCUUCCUCCAGCCAUAAGACUGGAACUAUUUACUCACCACAUCCUUUUCUCUGGAGAGAUUUCACGGUUGAGUGUCAAAAGGCCAUUGCUUGCAGAUGUUUAAAGAAUAAUCAUAAAGGGCCGAUUUGUAUUUCAGUAUUGUAUCCUGUCACAUUGUAAGUCUUAUCAUUGGUUAGUGUCAAAAUGUUUAACCGGGUCAUGCACUGAGUAGUGUGUUGUGUAUAUGCCAUAUGUUGAUGUUUUAGUGUCCCACUGUUGACUGGUGAUGUUUCUGACUGUGAAGUAGUAAAAGAUUUCAUUUAAAAAUGCCAAUGUGAAGUCACGUGUUUGUGAUGUUUUAGCUGUAGCUGUAGUGGUCAACAGGGAAAAUAACUAAUAUCUAUAUUUUGUUUGUCUGUCCGUUUUAUCUUCUGGUACAUUUUAACUCUUCCAAUGGUGAAUGGCUUUGCAAAGAAAAUGUAACCCCAAUAUUUCAUUUUAUUUCUCCAUUUUUCCUCUCUAUUGCCUGGCAAAACAGGUUGUAUAUUGAUAGCACUAUGCGUUUUCUGUUAUGCCAACAAUUAAUUUCAUUUUUUCUAUUAUCAGUUGCUGUUGUAAAGGUUUCACUGUCUACUCAAUUAAUUUAUAUCCAAGUUAUUUGUCAGAGGGAAGAAAUAUUAAUAAAUGAAACAUAAGUCUGUCCUAAACCGGUUUAACUUAAUGGGAUUCUAUAUUUGCAAGUGUUGAAGCACAAACAAAAGUAUACUUCAUGUGUACCAAUGUACUAAGGCUGUCUAAUAAAUUGGCUUCCAUUACAAGGACAAAA